UUAAUUAGCUCACGAGGGGGCUAACUGCUGAGGGAUCAUCGAUUUUGUCGAAACCCUAAUUCUCUGUUUACAAUGUAUACAACUUCUGUGUAGUUGAGCGAACCUUCUAGAACGUGGUGGAAGUAUUUGGAGUUUGGAGUUAUGGAGAUUGAAGUUUCCGAUUAUACCCUCGAUUCGAUGCCGGUUCCCCUUUGUGCGUCUGGUCAAGGACUCCCUUAUGCCCCUGUUGACUGGCCGAAUCGAGGCGAUGUUUGGACGUGGAAAGUGGGAAAUAAAGUCAACCCUUUCGGAUAUUAUAGACAUAGAUACUUGCUUCUUCCACCGAGGCUUCAGAAAAGUCCGACUCGAAAAGAAUGGCUUGGCAGCAAACUGGCAAUAACUCGUUAUCUUCAAUCGGAGUUUCCUGAAGCAGAUGUUGAUGCGUUUUUCGCAAUGUUUACUUGGAAUAUUCCAGCUGAGAAGAUGUCCGUGGAGAAAGGUAAAAAGAUUGAAGCUAAAAAAAUUGCAGAGAAAAAGCGAAAGCGACCUUCUUCCUCGAGAGCUAUAACAAUAACAAAGAAGCAACCGAAAUCGGAAAGUCAAAUUUCGACGAGAACAAGAAGCUCCGCUAGAAAAUUCAUCUCUCUCUCAGCUCACAACACAACAACCUCAGCCGAUGUGAAUUCGCCACCGGCGGCCGAACCACUACAAAAUGACCAAUCUGCCCUCGCUUGUAGGCCCCACGACUCCAAAUCCCUAGCGGACCACCUGGCGGAAAUGUCCUCGGAGGAAUUCGAAAUCUACCUCAACUCACUCGACGGCACUUUGACGAACUCGGCUCCCGAAGCAAUAAACUCGCAUGUCCAGAUAGACGAAUUCAAGAAAGUUCGAGACGAACUAACCUCACUUCUAUCGAUCGGAAUCCCGAGUUUAAUCGCCUCGAACAAGCUUCUAGAAGUUCAAAACUUGUCGUAUAAGCUUCAAUCCGAUCCACAUCUAACCAAAGAAGAACAUUCCAUGCUGAAUCUCAUUCAAGAGAUUCCACCAGCAAGCAAAGACUUACCAGAAAACGAGGGCGGCAGUUCGGACAAUAUCAUUUCCAUGAAAAUUCAGUACAUGUUGUGUAAGGACAAAAUCGCCCUUCUGCAGGCCGAAGACGCGUCAGCCUCGUCAGCAAUUCAAGAAAUCGAUCAAGAAAUCUCCAAACUGCAAUCCCGUAGAGCCAAACUUGCUAAAGCUGUUGCGAAGAACCAGAAAAGGAUAACCGAACUUGCAUCGACUCAAAACCAGGUGUUCGAUUCUGUUGCCAAGAUUGCUGACGUGGCAGCACCCACAGCUAGCAACAGAGUGUCGCAAAGGCAGAUGAAGCAGAAGGGAAUAUCCAAACGGGGUUCGGAUAAUCUUGCCAAAUUUGCCCCGCUUAACGGGUUCUCCUUCAGGCGUCGAUCUGAAUAAGAUUUACGUUUCUGAAAUAACAUUAUCUAUUUACAUAGUAUUAUAUCGAUAACACCCUAUCCGAAUUGUAGUAUAAUUUUGGUUAUUUGUCGGAAGUAACGUUUUUUGUCUGAACCGAAAGGGUGUCUGUAGUGUUUAUUAUUCCUUUUUUACGUGUUUAAAUCAUCGAUUUUAUUGCAUU
This is a messenger RNA of Erythranthe guttata (spotted monkey flower), 1615 nucleotides long. RefSeq lists its product as hypothetical. The record is from RefSeq and is a predicted model, not a curated record. NCBI's taxonomy places the organism in Eukaryota, Viridiplantae, Streptophyta, Magnoliopsida, Lamiales, Phrymaceae.